AUGAAGCUGCUUCCUCUCCUUGCGACCCUCGGUAUCGGGGCCGUCGCCGCACACCCGCAUAUGCAAGAUGUCGAACGGACCAUAGAGUCCCGGCAGACAUGCAACGGGCCAGUGGAGAGCAACCCGCAGACGUGGUGGCGCGCGGCCAUCGGGCACAACGGCACGGCACCGACGAGCACGGAUUCCACGUUUCAGUACUACCGGACAGUCGUGCAAUACCAGGCCGACAACACCGGCGUCAAGGACUCGUCGGAUGCGUUCAACUGGGCCAUUGAGGCUUGGACCCGGACAGGCAACACCGUGACCACCCGUCCGGCAUACGUAUAUAUCCCUCCCGGCCGCUACCGCAUCAAGAAGCCGAUCCAGAUGCUCGUCUCGACAUACCUCAUCGGUGACCCUCUCAAACCCCCCGUGCUUAUUGCCGAUCCGGCGCUGGGCGCUCAACCCGUCAUCAACGGCUACGAUGCCCACCAAGGCGACGGGUCUGCGACCAAGAACUUUUACAUGGCUGUGCGUAACGUCAUUAUCGACACCAACGAGAUUGGCACGGGCGUGCAGGCGGUUGGCAUCGACUGGUCUGUCUCUCAGGGCUGUUCCCUAACCAACGUCAAAAUCCGCAUGCCCAACUACUCGAGCCAUAUCGGUGUCACCAUGAAGGCGGGCGGCUCCGGCAUCUUGAUUAGCGACAGUCAAUUCGAGGGAGGCGCCAUUGGAAUCAAAAUGAACGGUCAGCAGUACCAGUUCAAGAACUUGAGUUUCAAUGGCUGUAACGUCGGCAUCUCGGUGGACAGCGUCUACGUCCUCGUCGUCCAAGGCGCCAGCUUCGCCAAUUGCCAGUACGGCAUUGACAUGAGCCGCAGCACAGCCGGUUCUGUAUCUCUGGUCGACUCCAAGGUGCAGACCUGCCAAGCCGGCGUCAACACUGUCGUGACCGGCUACGGCCAAAACUCACUCGUCAUCGACAACUUCCAGGCCACCGGCACCACAGCGGUCCGAUCGACGGAUGGCUCGACUUUGCGCUCGGGUUCUGUCCCGGCGGGCCAGACGUGGGUUCUGGGGUACGUGAACUCGAACAACCUGCAGCGCGGCACAACAUACCCUAUUGAAAGACCGGCUGCGCUCCUGUCCGGCGACAGGUACUUCACCGCGCCGCUACCUCAGUACGAGAAGUAUGCACUGGAUCAGUUCGUCAGCUUGAAGGGUGAUCCUCAGUAUCCCGUCUACGGCGACAACUCGCACAAUGACGGACCCAACAUCAACGCGAUCCUCCAAAAGUACAAGAACUGCAAGAUUAUCUUCGUUCCUCAGGGUAUUUAUCUUACGCAAGAGACCAUCUAUGUUCCUCCUGGAACACGGCUGGUUGGUGAGACGCUCAGUACUUUCAACGGCAUCGGCUCGCGGUGGUGGAACCCUGACGACCCCCAACCUGUUCUCAAAGUCGGUAACCCCGGCGAAACCGGCGUGGCUCAGAUCAGCGAUAUCACAGUAGAAGUUGCCGAUGUCCUUCAGGGCGCCACCCUUGUCCAGGUGAACAUGGCCGGAUCAAAGCCCGGUGACGUUGGUAUCUGGAGCAGUGUAUUCCGUGUCGGCGGCACCAAGCACUCUCUCACCAACACCAACUGCGGCGGCUUGAACCCCGCCUCCUGCAAGGCUGCUUUUGCACUUUUGCAUGUGACAUCAACGGCAUCUGCGUACCUCGAGAACGUUUGGGGCUGGGUGGCAGACCACUCGCUCGACGGUGGGGCCGCGCAGAACAUUGCAGUGGGCAGAGGCGCACUCAUCGAGAGCACUAAGCCCACGUGGCUGGUGGCAGCCAGCUUUGAGCACUGCGUCCUGUAUCAGUACAACCUCCACAAUGCCCAGAAUGUUUACAUUUCGUUGCAGCACAGCGAAUCGAGUUAUUGGCAAGGCGAGGGCACACCCCAGCGCGCGCCAGCUCCAUGGUCUGUCAAAUCGGCAUACGGCGACCCGGACUUCAGCAAUUGCGCGGCUCAGGGUGAGGGCAAUAACGACCGAUGCUACCGGGGCUGGGGACAUUACAUGACUGGCAGCUCAAAGGUGGUGAUUCACGGAUCGGCGUUGUGGGCGUUCUUUAACAAGAUGAACGACAACGCUUGGCAGAACCCCCAGUGUGAGAACACAGGUGGCAUCUGCAUGACGAACCAAGCCUUUGCCAAUGGCGCAAAAUCAACAUACUGGUUUGGCUUGAACUCCAAGAGUUCCACGAACCUCUUGUACGACCAGACGGGCGGUGAGGUUUGGAAGGUUGUGGCCCGGGACAAUGGCGGCUCUUGGGGAGGCGUGCUGGCGGCGUAUCUCCGAGAUACGGGCGCUUGA
Molecule: messenger RNA, 2337 nt
Organism: Colletotrichum truncatum
Lineage: Eukaryota; Fungi; Ascomycota; Sordariomycetes; Glomerellales; Glomerellaceae
Product: exo-beta-1,4-gluconase
Molecular function (GO): polygalacturonase activity
Source: RefSeq, a predicted model, not a curated record